This is a messenger RNA of Microtus ochrogaster (prairie vole), 2222 nucleotides long. RefSeq names its product UDP-glycosyltransferase 3A1-like. The record is from RefSeq and is a predicted model, not a curated record. NCBI's taxonomy places the organism in Eukaryota, Metazoa, Chordata, Mammalia, Rodentia, Cricetidae. Gene Ontology annotation, cellular component: UDP-N-acetylglucosamine transferase complex. Gene Ontology annotation, molecular function: glucuronosyltransferase activity.
GAAAGUGUCCUGCAGAGACAAGGUAAAGAGCAAGAGGACACUGUGACAGAGGCUCCCAGGGAUCCUUACUGGUGCACAUCCUCCAGGUGUGGAUCCUAUACCUGCGUUCUGUGAGUUCUACAGAUGGCUAAGCAUCGGAGUUGGCUUCCAGUGAGCUUAUUUCUCACUGACGUUCUUUUUUUGGAGGCUGCAAAAAUCCUGACUAUAGCUACAAUGGGUGGAAGCCAUUAUAGAGUGAUGAAUCAGGUGUCACAAAUUCUUCAAGACCAUGGCUAUAAUGUGACCAACCUGCUUUACGAAAAUGGUCCCUUCCAAGAUUUUGAAAAGGAGAAAAUACCAUAUGAGGUUAUAACUUGGCUUCUACCUGAAGAUCAGAAAAAAGAAUUUCAUAAGAGAGUAUAUCUCCUUGUGGAAGAAUUAUUUAAUGAAAGGUUCAAUCAUCACACACUUGUAAAGAUAUAUAAAUACUUUGCGGACAUAUGCAGUCACUUAUUAAGCAGAAAGGACAUCAUGGACUACUUAAGGAAUAAGAACUUUGACCUGGUAUUUUUGGAUGCAGCAGAACCUUGUGUUUUCUUAAUUGCUGAGAAACUUGAAAAACAAUUUGUGGCCUUUCUUCCCAUGCAAUUUAGCUCUAUGGACUUUGGACUCCCUAGCCCCUUGUCUUAUGUUCCAGUGUAUGGUUCAAGACUAACUGACCAAAUGGACUUCUGGGGCCGAGUGAAGAACUUCCUGAUGUUCUUUGAUUUCUCCAUGAAGCAAAGACAAAUAUUUUCUCAAUAUGAUGCAACCAUCCAGGAACAUUUUGCAGAAGGCUCUCGUCCAGUUUUGUCUGACCUUCUACCGAAAGCAGAGCUGUGGUUCGUCAACUCUGAUUUUGCCUUUGAGUUUGCUCGUCCCCUGCUUCCCAACACAGUCUAUGUGGGAGGCUUAAUGGACAAACCUGCCAGGCCAAUACCUCAAGACCUGGAGGAUUUUAUCACUACUUUUGGAGACUCAGGUUUUGUCCUUGUGGCACUAGGUUCCAUAGCAACCAUGUAUCAGACCAAGGAAUUUAUUAAGGAGAUGAACAGUGCCUUUGCUCGCCUUCCUCAAGGGGUGCUGUGGACAGUUAAGGAUGAACAUUGGCCCAAAGAUGUCAGAAUGGCCUCAAAUGUCAAAAUCAUGGAUUGGCUUCCCCAAGCUGACCUUCUGGCGCAUCCUAGAAUUCGUCUUUUUGUUACCCACGGUGGAAUGAAUAGCAUCAUGGAGGCCAUCCAGCAUGGAGUACCCAUGGUGGGGGUUCCCUUCUUUGCAGACCAACCUGAAAACGUGGUCCUUAUAGAAGCCAAAAGAAUUGGUGUUUCAGUUCAGGUAGAGACUCUCAAGGCAGAGACAUUUGCACUUACACUGAAAGAAGUCAUUGAAAACAAGAGGUACAAGUCUGCAGCAAUGACUGCCAGGGCCAUCAGGCGCUCCCACCCCCUCACACCUUCCCAGCGUCUGGUGGGCUGGAUUGACCACAUCCUACAAACAGGGGGAGGCGCACAUCUAAAGCCCCAUGGCUUUCAGCAGCCAUGGCAUGUGCAGCACCUGCUGGAUGUCCUGUUGUUCCUGCUGGGGCUCACUCUGGCCACCUUGUGGCUGUUGAAGAAAGUGCUGGGCUUGUUGCUCAGGCCCCUGUGUGUGGCUAGGAAGGAAAAGAAGGCAUAAAGUUCAGUUUGACCUGAGGAGGAUGUUGGGAGCUCUGGCUCUUUAAAAGCUUCCCCCUUCCCUAGCACAGGGAGCUCCCAGUGUUCUCCUCUUUCCCUCUUCCUGCAGGUGGAGCUCCAGUUGUCCUCACUAUUUUCUGUCUUUUUCAUAAUGCUCAUACAGUACAUUGACUGAUGGAGACUCAGCAUUCCCUGGCUCCCCUUGCUUAAUACAAACCUUCUUUUCCUGGUCAUUUCUCCUCUUCACUCCUUUCUGCCAUUCACAGUGCUGUGAGAGUUUCAUCUUUUCUGUCACUUUUAGUCUCUGACUCUUAUUUCUCCAAUCAUUUGAGAUAAAAACCCACAGUAAACAAAUUCUACUUACUCUUUUAUUUUUUGUACUUUAUAAUCUCUCUUUAGAGUUCUGGUGCCUAAAGUGUUCUGUUCUACUCCUUCUGUUACCCUGUUAGGCAGGAUCAGGUACUCUCAGGAUUUAAUAAAAACCAGUUUGCCUGGAAAUGACAAUAUAAAAAUGUCAUAAAUACAUUUUUC